AAAAUCGUGUCGAAAUUUUGCCAAAUCGCACUACCUGCAAGUUGUGAUCAACAUGAAGGUCCUGGUCGCUCUCUCCGCCAUCUUGGCCGUUGGCCUGGCCGCCAACGUCAACCUCAGGCCCGCUCACAAGUUCAAGCCUGUUUUGAAUGCCAUUCCUCCCAAGAGCAACCGCAUUGUCGGCGGCCAGUUGGCCACCCGCGGCCAGUUCCCCUACCAGGCCGCUCUGAUCAUCGACGGCGGAGUUUUCUGCGGAGGUUCCCUCGUCUCUGAAAACUUUGUCCUGACCGCUGCUCACUGCGCCGACGGAUUCAGCAGCUGGCAGGUCCACUUGGGCGCCCAGUCCUUGUCUGCCACCGAAGAUGGCCGCGUCAUUCUGGAAAGCACCACCGCCAAGAUCCACGAGCAGUACGACCCCUUCCUCAUCGAGAACGACGUCGCCCUGAUCACCCUCCCCUCCACCGUCGUUCUAUCUCAAUACAUCCAGACCAUCCGUCUGCCCGCCAAGUCCAACACUGACCUUUACGAGGGCGUCACCGCCAGGGCUUCCGGCUGGGGCUUGACCUCGGACGCCUCCAGCUCCGUCAGCGACACGCUCAACUUUGUUGACCUGCCCACGAUCACCAACCAGGAGUGCACCGACAUCUACGGAAUCAUCUUCGACUCCAACAUCUGCACCAGCGGCGCUGGCGGACUCAACAUCUGCAGCGGAGACUCUGGCGGCCCCCUGGUUGUCCCUGAGGCCGACGGUGAACUCACCCUGAUCGGUGUCACCUCCUUCGGCGCCUCCAUUGGCUGCGAGCAGGGUCUGCCCGCUGGCUUCUCCAGAGCCAGUUCCUUCAUCACCUGGAUCGAAACUAACUCUGACGUUGUUGCCAGGCCUUAAUUUUAAAUAAAGAGAUUAAGAUUCAACUGUA
Neocloeon triangulifer is the source of this 914-nucleotide messenger RNA. RefSeq names its product brachyurin-like. Gene Ontology annotation, biological process: proteolysis. Bases 53 to 883 code for a protein of 276 amino acids. NCBI's taxonomy places the organism in Eukaryota, Metazoa, Arthropoda, Insecta, Ephemeroptera, Baetidae. The transcript is spliced from 6 exons. The record is from RefSeq and is a predicted model, not a curated record. Gene Ontology annotation, molecular function: serine-type endopeptidase activity.